CCCAUUCAUAUACGCAGAUUGAAAACGUGGCCGGUUGUUAGAGGUAUCUCAUGUUUGUUUCUAUCUCAUCCUACGUACCUCUUCCGGUCUCGUCCCAAAAAAAGUAGGACUUUCCCUUAUUUUACCCCUGAAAAAAAGGCUGAACCUUUUGGGCACCCUUCCAAUUGAAACUACCUCAAAAAAGGAAAACUUGGACACAACCGGAACAAGAAAGAAGUUUGGGGAGAGACAAUGAAGGCUAACAAGAGUCCGAUCCGCGCGGUGGCUACAUGGAUCAGGCGACAACCACCCAAGAUGAAAGCGUUUUUAGCGGUUCUGUCAGGGAUGGCGGCGCUUUUGUUCUUGACAAUGGUCGUAGAAGAUCACGACAACCUCUUUGUUGCUGCCGAGGCUGUUCAUGCCCUGGGCACCUGUGUUCUUAUUUACAAGCUUACCAAAGAGAAAACUUGUGCUGGAAUUUCUCUUAAAUCGCAGGAACUAACAGCUAUAUUUUUAGCUGUUAGAUUGUAUUGCAGUUUUGUCAUGGAAUAUGACAUACAUACUCUACUUGACUCAGCAACAUUAGGGUCAACCCUUUGGGUUAUUUAUAUGAUUCGUUUUAAACUGAGGUCAAGUUACAUGAAGGAUAAAGACAACUUUGGAAUCCACUACGUGGUGAUACCUUGUGCUGUUUUGUCGUUGUUAAUUCAUCCAACAACAAGUCAUCAUUUAUUCAACAGGAUUUGCUGGGCUUUCUGUGUUUACCUUGAAGCUAUUUCAGUCCUGCCUCAGCUAAGGCUAAUGCAGAACAUUGAGAUCGUUGAACCAUUUACUGCACAUUAUGUGUUUGCAUUGGGAGUUGCAAGGUUCUUGAGCUGUGCACAUUGGAUUAUCCAGGUAUUUGACUCUCAAGGACGCUUAUUGACAGCUUUGGGCUAUGGAUUGUGGCCUUCUCUGGUCCUGCUAUCUGAGAUUGUCCAGACUUUCAUUUUGGCAGAUUUUUGCUACUACUAUGUCAAGAGUAUUUUUGGUGGACAACUUGUUGUACGACUCCCCUCUGGUGUGGUUUGAAGUGUGAACUUAUAGGUUAAUUCUGCAGCUAAGAGGCUCUUAAAGAUCCCUGUUGGUCAUUAGGAUAUGUACGUUUUAUUCUCUUCUGCAGCCACUAAGGUAAUGGUUGCAGGGUAAUUAUAAAGAUGAGGAUAAGUUACAUGUACACACAUAAAUAGUUUAUUAGAAUUAUUUCACUAAAUUAACUUCACAGUAUCAGCAUUAGUAUUCUCGUGAUGAGGCCUUUGGAGAGUUUUAUGCUUUAUCUUGGCACAUGCUUACUACCAGCAUUUUAGUUUUGAUGAUGAAUAAAGUAACGAAAUUGCAGUAAGUUCCCGAUAAAUGAUCUGCGUUGCUUAAUGUUUAAAUCAUCAAUGUCGUUUUAUAUCCUUUUUCCCCUCAAGUAAUUCUGUUAAGCAUUGAUGUAUAACAUUGCAUGAUAAAAGUUUCCUCAACGGGAGGAACAAAGUCUAUCGAUUCCAUGUCCUGCUAAGUGCUAGUGUCUUGGAAGCCUUGCUUCUGUAAUAUCUGGUGAUGUGCGGGCCCUUUUCAAAGCAUUACAGAAUUAAUAUGCCGUUGUGUCUGGGGGCCCUUGGGCUAAUCAUGUAGAACAUUCUACAUCAAUGGUGGCAGAUUCAACAUUAUAUAUCUGCUAAAAGAAACCGCUGAAAGGGCAGGAACGUCAAGGAUGGGGUUGCUUCUUGCUUCGAUAAAGGCUUCAAGGUUCAACAAAAUCUAGUAUUGAAAUCUGGGUAAAAGCUAUGGACAGAGAAUGAGCAAUUUUAAGUUGUAUGACUACUCCCAAAUCAUAUCAGUACUCAACAAUGGCAGUGAUGAGCAGGUCAUAACAUGGGGUUUCUUUUCCUACUUUCUUUGAUUUUCUUUUGCUUUGACAUGUUUUAUGUACAAAAGGUUAGGCAGAAAUCAGGGAUUUCGAAAGGCAUUUUUUGUUCUGUCCCUUGGAAAUGAUAAUAUUCCCAUUGCAGAGUUAAAUAAGAAAAAUGAUACUAACACUUAACAGCAUGCCAAUUUAAAUAAAAACGUGGCAUUGAUCCUCUUGUGCAAGCUGGGACGCAUAAAUUGUCAUGAUAACUCUACUAGCCAGCUGUCCAAUAUUCUUAUCUUUCAACCCAUGUCUUAUCUUAUCCCAAGUCGCAACAAGGAUUCGUUCCACUUCUAUGCUGAAUCCUCGAGUUUAGUGUUCAAUCAUUGGUCCAACGAAGACGACAAUGAUUUAACUCGUGCUGGUUUUGAA
This is a messenger RNA of Durio zibethinus, 2284 nucleotides long. RefSeq lists its product as uncharacterized. Gene Ontology annotation, molecular function: ER lumen protein retrieval receptor activity. NCBI's taxonomy places the organism in Eukaryota, Viridiplantae, Streptophyta, Magnoliopsida, Malvales, Malvaceae. Gene Ontology annotation, cellular component: membrane. Gene Ontology annotation, biological process: protein retention in ER lumen. The record is from RefSeq and is a predicted model, not a curated record.